Molecule: messenger RNA, 1686 nt
Organism: Camellia sinensis
Lineage: Eukaryota; Viridiplantae; Streptophyta; Magnoliopsida; Ericales; Theaceae
Source: RefSeq, a predicted model, not a curated record
AUGGCAGAGAUUGCUCUUGCCGGAGCUACUGCAGCCCUCAGACAAACCGUUGGUGUACUUGGCAAUCUAGUUUUGAAAGAAGGUUCUCGCUUGUCUCGUUUGCGAGAAGACAUUGUUUGGAUUGAACGUGAGGUGAGGCAUAUUCAAGCCUACUUGGAGGAUGCUGAAGCCAAACAAGGGGGAAGCAGAGGAGUGGCCAACUUGGUGAUUGAUAUUCGAGAUCUUGCUUGUGAUGUGGAGGACAUUAUGCAGAAAUACUUCCCCUGGAUAGCAUCACACAAAGGGAAGAAGUUUUCGGGUUGUCUCAAGAGUGCCACUUGUAUUGUCUGCUAUGGUUAUGAUACUCGUAACUUUGCUGUGGAGAUUGAAGGGAUCAAAAGAAGAGUUGAGGAUAUCAAUCGUGUCAGACAAACUUAUGGCAUCAAUGAAUCUAGUGGUAGUUGUGGGAGAGACAUGUGGGAUGAAAGACCAUCUUUUCCUCAUAUUGACGAACCAAAUGUUGUUGGUUUUGAAAAACACAUUGAAGAUUUGGUGGCAAAAAUGCUCAAUAAAGAAUUACAAGGUCUUGUGAUCUCAAUUAUUGGCAUGGCAGGACUGGGCAAAACAACUCUUGCUAAGAAAGUUUUUAAGUCCGCUAAACAUAAUUUUGAGCGUUCUGCAUGGAUUUAUGUUUCUCAGCAACCAAAUAUAAGAGAACUUUUACGAGACAUUGCACGACAAGUGGGCUUAGAGAAGGAGAAAUGGGAGGAGAACAUCGAGGUCAAUUUGUUUACAUUCCUUAGCGAACACAGGUAUGUAAUACUCCUUGAUGAUAUGUGGCAUAUUGAGACAUGGGGUGCUAUAAAGAAUGCCAUCCCUACCAAUACGAAGAAUGGGAGUAGAAUAAUUCUCACUUCUCGAAACAGUUAUGUGGGUACUCAUGUCGGCGGGAAGAGCUCUCUACAUGAGCUGCGGCCUUUAAAUAAAGAAAACAGUAGAAAACUCUUCUUUAAAAUGGUUAUGGUUGAAGCAAGUGAUCCCCCUCAGCUGGAGAAUAUUGAGGACCAUAAAAUUUCUGCAUUCAAAUUAGUUAAUUUAUGGGCAGCCAAGGGAUUUAUACAAGGUAGUGGAGUGAGAGAGGUUGAGGAUGUGGGGGAUGAUUAUCUAAAUCACUUGAUUGCGAGGAACUUGAUUCAAGUUGUUCAAAGGAGGUUUCAUGGAAAGGCCUCUUCCAAUGAAGUUGGCAAUUUGAAGAACUUGCAUUACCUUGGAUUGGGAUCCACAAAUUAUAUAGAAAUUCCUCACACCAUAAGCAAUCUGAGAGGUUUGCUAACCUUUGAUGUUCGAGAAAGUAGUGGUUGUGUCAUCCUUCCUGAUGUUAUUUGGACUAUGAAGCAACUAAGACAUAUACUCUUACCUCGUUCCUGCAAGGUUCCUCCGUUCUGUGGGAUCAACUUGGAUAGAAUAUUUUAUCGAACUGAAAUUUGUUUACCAAAUCUCCAAACCCUAUAUGGGUUGAGGGGAGAAGUGUGGUGCGAUUUCAGUUUUUUGUACAAACUCGUCAAUUUGAGAAAGUUAGGUGUUCAUUCGUCUGAGCGUAUCAUUGAGAUAUUGUCAGACCCAACACUCGUACUGACCAAGCUUGAAAAGUUGUUCUUGUCAAAUAUCGGAGGUGAGAUAUUAGGAACAUGGAAUUUGUCUCGAUAG